Messenger RNA from Hyaloscypha bicolor E, 865 nucleotides. RefSeq lists its product as uncharacterized. Lineage: Eukaryota; Fungi; Ascomycota; Leotiomycetes; Helotiales; Hyaloscyphaceae. The transcript is spliced from 5 exons. The record is from RefSeq and is a predicted model, not a curated record. Bases 136 to 663 code for a protein of 175 amino acids.
CAACAAGGGAGCUUCCUCUUUCUAACAUCAAUGGAAAAAGCCCUUCUUUCUUCAAAUCUCUUGCGUUUCUCAUUUGUCAAACAAAUACAACCUGUCUUCUUUCAGGUGACGGGAAAGAGAAGAUUCGCAGGCAAAAUGUCGGCAGCAAAGGAGUUCCCGCCGGAGAAAGUCAGAGCAAUCGUGUCUGAGGUAGCUAGUUUGCUGAAGGAGAGGAAGGAGAGCGUUAGUGUUGCUGAGACGGCAGCCGGCGGCAUUAUCUCCGCUUCCCUUCUCAGCACUCCCGGAGCAAGCGGUUUCUACAAAGGCGGCUUGACUCUCUAUACACUAGAAUCCCGCGUAGCUUUCGCUGGCUGGACCGAUGAGAACAUUAAGGUUUACAAGGGCCCCACGACUGAUAUUGUGGCUGGCCUGGCGGCGAAUGUCAGAGCGAAGCUGGAGAGCACGUAUACGAUCUGCGAGAGCGGAACAGCGGGGCCGACGGGUGGGAAUAUGCCGAAUAGAACCCCGGGAUACGUAGCGCUCGCUGUGGCAACAGAGAGUGGAACUUACAAGCGUGAGUUAUCCACGGGACUUGGUGGUGAUCGAGAGGCGAACAUGAUUGCUUUUGCGGUUGAGUCGUUGAAGUUGUUGAGGGAUGUCAUUAAAGGUGAUGCAAAGCUUUGAGAUCAUGGAUAUGCUAGUCAAAGGAUAGGAAAUGGCGUCGUUUCAGUCUUCAAAUUCCGGGAGUAAUUGAACGGUCUCGUCUCCCACUAGCAAGCCAUCAAGAUUGUUUGAUUUGAGCAAGAUCUGCUUUUCUCACCAUCUGCCCAAGUAUAAUUCAAAAGCAAGCAAGUCCUUCAUUCUCGAAAGUUAAACCUAGCUCGCG